ACGAAACUACAAAGGACAUCUUCACAUCAGUCAUAAAGAAAAAAUGGGAGACAUUAGGCAACAUCCCUGGGGAAACCUGCAUGGAAGAACACUGGAACUCCUUGAAAGAGACGUGCAGAGAAACCUGCAUAACCGUGUUAGGAAGGAAGAAGAAGCAAGAUAAGGAAUGGAUCUCGAUGGACACAUGGAAGCUGAUAGAGGAGGGAGAGGAAGAUGGUGAAGCAGAAGAUGAUUCAGUGGAGUGCAGCUCAGAGACACUACACUGGACAAAGAAGUGUGCGUGGAAAGACAAAAAACACUUCUACGACACACUGGCAAGUGAAGCAGAACAGGCUGCAGGUAGGAGAGACAGAGACCUAACAACAUUGUAUCAAAUAACCAGAUUACUAUCUGGGAAGAGAUCAACGCAGGUGAAACCAAUGGCAAGUAGUGAAGGAAACCUGGUUACCAAAGAGGAGAAACAAAGGAGACGAUGGCCUGACCACUUCAAAAAACUCUUGAACCGACCACCACCACCACUACUACCUGCAACUCGUCCAGAAACACCACCAGCAACCGCAUACUUACCAGUGAACACAAGCCCUCCGACAAAAGUCGAAGUCCUGAACGCCAUCAAGUUGCUGAAAUCCGGGAAAGCAGGAGGACCAGAUGGAAUUCCACCAGAAGCACUGAAAACAGACACAGAGACAACAGCUAACCUGCUGACACCACUACUGCUGAAGGUUUGCAACAAGCACCAACCGCCAUGAACAGGGGCAACCUAAAGGAUGUUGUCUCUUUCACCUACCUAUCUACCUACCUACCUACCUAGGCAGUAUCGUCUCAACUACAGGCAGCACAGGCACAGAUGAGGACUUCAAAGUCAGCAUCGGAAAGACACCAAGAUAGGCCUUCCUGCAUUAAUCUGAAAUCAGUGUGGACAGCUACUCCACUCCACUACACUGCACCGCACUGCACUGCACUCAGCGUAAAGCAUGAACAAGAUACAGAUUUUCAACACUUAUUCAGUCAAGUAAGUUAAUGCUUCUGUGUGAUGAUUGAGAGACUUGGCGAGUUACGAAAAACAUUUCCAACAAACUACAGACAUUCAUCAACAGCUGCCACCUACCCUCGAUAAUACUGAAGAUCAGAUGAAUGGUCAGAAUAAUAAGAAUAAGCAACAAGGAACUCUGAAUGACCUCACAACGAACCAACGAGGCAAGAACCCAUCGCCCAACAAAUGUGCAGAAGAAGAGAGUGG
Molecule: messenger RNA, 1240 nt
Organism: Heterobilharzia americana
Lineage: Eukaryota; Metazoa; Platyhelminthes; Trematoda; Strigeidida; Schistosomatidae
Source: the annotation of a GenBank genome assembly